CUCCCUCACCGGCGCAAGAAUGCGGAACAAGUUGCAAUUGAGAGCGAGAGAGCAAGUUUGCAGUGCAGUACCAGUCUGGUGACAGGGUUUCCCCUCACUGAUCUGUCCUUUUCUUUAUCUAUUGCAAAGAGAGAGAGAAAAAUCAGAGAAGUGAUUGAUGGUGCAAUCUUAGGCUGUGUUGCUUUUUGUUAUUUCUUUGCAGGAAAAUUCCUCAUUGUUAAAUUUUACUUGAAAAAAUAGGGAAUUGGAGCUCGCUGAAUCUUGACCGCGACCCAGUCUUUUUCCAGCUAGAUUGGCGGCAUGGCGGUCGAGAGGAACAGAAGGGUUUUGCAGGAUUUUCAGGCGAAUCCAAGCAACCAGGCGUGUGCGGAUUGCGGAGCGGAUGAUAAUGACUGGGCGUCCUACACUCUUGGAAUUUUUAUCUGUCUAAAUUGCUCAGGAAUUCAUCGAAAUAUUCCUCAAGUUAGCAAAGUGAAAUCCGUUCGGUUAGACGCCUGGGAGGAUGAAGAAGUUCAGUUUAUGACUUCCAAUGGGAACAGCAUAGCCAAAGCAAAAUAUGAAUCAAAGAUUCCGCCAUUUUAUUACAGACCAACAUUUACAGAUUGCCAAGUGCUUCGGGAACAGUGGAUUCGCGCCAAAUAUGAGAGAAAGGAAUUUAUCUGCAUUGAUAAACAAGAACCUUACUCAGCAGGUUACAGAGAAGGCUUUCUGUGGAAGCGAGGGCGUGAUAAUGGUCAGUUCUUAAGCAGGAAGUUUAUAUUGUCCGAGCGAGAAGGUGUCCUGAAAUAUUUCAACAAACACGAUGCGAAAGACCCAAAAGCCAUUCUAAGGCUGGAACAGAUCAACGCCACCUUCCAACCAACGAAAAUAGGGAACCCAAACGGGUUGCAGAUUACAUAUUUAAAAGACAACAGCACGCGGAACAUAUUUGUCUAUCACGAGGACGGAAAGGAGAUCGUUGACUGGUUCAAUGCGAUCCGAGCAGCUCGUUUCCAUUACUUACAAGUGGCAUUCCCAGGAGCCAGUGACGCUGAUUUGGUGCCAAAGUUGACAAGAAAUUACGGGAAGGAAGGGUACAUGGAGAAAACGGGUCCGAAGCAAACAGAAGGGUUCAAGAAACGAUGGUUCACACUAGACGACAGAAGGCUGAUGUAUUUUAAAGACCCAUUGGAUGCCUUUGCUCGGGGUGAAGUGUUCAUUGGGAGCAAGGAGAAUAACUACAGUGUUUUAGACGGUCUUCCUCCAACCACCCAAGGAAAUCACUGGCAAUAUGGAAUCACCAUAGUAACCCCCGACAGGAAGUUCCUGUUCGCGUGCGAAACAGAAAAUGAGCGGCGAAUUUGGAUGGAAGCUUUUCAGAAAGUUAUCGACAGGGCAAUGUUGCCUCAGGAGUACGCAGUGGAAGCACAUUUUAAGCACAAACCGUAAGAGAGGACCCUGUGUUUUGGAGGCUGUGACUACACUUGCAACAUCACCUGGCCCUCAGGGGUCCUCCUGAAUAAUGAAUUGUUUGGUAUUUGUGCAGCAGUCUGUUCCUGUUUUUAUUUCCCUCCAACCCCAACUUCAGCCUUGCCUCCCUAACCCAAUCCUCUCCCCCACAGUUUCCAGUGGGGGAGGGGGGGGUGCAUCCAUCAGAAGAAAUUGGGACUGCGGCAGGAAGCAAGGUUGAAAGUGAUGUGCAUGUCGCUAAGCAGUAAAACCAAGAGCAUGAAUUCCAUCUCGUUAUUUGGGGAACUUCCAAAGCCAGGCUUCAAUUCGUACACCAACACUGCAUGACUCCUUUUAUUCAUUAAUAGUUAAUCCCUGAAUGCUCCCACCACAAUAAGACACAAUAAAUCCAACAUAAAAAGCUGUUUCUUUUUAAAGAAAAAUCACUCUUUUGUUUCAUGUAACAACCCAUUGUGCCAAUUCUGUACAAGUCACCAAUAAGAAAUAUGCAUCAUUGUGAAACAAUUGUACUUGAGUGUCUGAAGUAAAAAUUAAAAUGAACUGUAUAGCCUUCAACCAACAAUCUAAGUGAGAAGAAAAAUUCCAAUGUCCAUAAAGAAAUUUUGUGUUGAUUGUGAUUGUGACCAUUCACCUACAAGACUUGAAUUUUUCUUGAAUUUCUCCUCAAUAUGUGCAUUUUCUUCAGGCUCUCGAGAAAAGCAACCUGCUGGUGUUAGUGCAAAUGAAAUAUUGUAACUUGAUGAAAACUGGUAUGUCUCAGUGGUGUUGCUCUCUUCCAUAAAAUGAUACUGCUUGAAUUAAAUUGUGUCUAGCUGUUUACAGAGGGUGUGUUCUCAAAGAGAUGUCUACUGCAAUUAAGUAGUACAAUGCUAAUUAGUUCUGAACUGCCGAAUUUAAAGCUUUUAGUGAUAUGUUGUUUUGUGAUGUCUGUGACAGAUUAUAGUGUAAUAUAAUUAAUGCUCUAAACAAUGUAAAAAAAACCUUUCCACAUUCUUCCAGCUUUUAAAUGUGCAUUUCUUGUUUAGAAUUAAUGUAAAGGAAAUCUGAAAAUUAAGUUGUGAAUAAGUUUCUGUAAUUAAUUCAUCUGUUAACGUUUGUUCAUUUGCGUGCAGCCAUUUUGACAGUACACUUGCCUUCAAUAUUACACUAAACUCAUUCUUUGUACCUCAACAGUGGGACCAGUGAUCUUUUCUGAGAUGUAAUCUCAACCCAAACCAUUAAAAAUCCCUAAGGUUCCAAACAAGAUAGCAUUCUUCCAUAGAAUUUCUAUUAGUGUAGGAUAUGGUUACAUGCAAGCAGGGCUUGAGUUUGAACAUGAUUGUGUCAUAAACAUGAUGGUUUUCACAAAAUAAAGUUAGUGGAAGGAUUAGUUUGAAUGUAGUUCUCAAUCUUGGAAGAGAAAAUGAGCUGAUGUUGAGGGGUCCUUUGUAACAGUCCUUUGGCAUGAACAUUAGUUGAUGUCAAUUGACGCAUAAGGAAAAUUGCUUCUCCAGGUGUCACUGAGAGCAGUCUGUAUUCCACCAGAUACUUGUCAGUAGCCUACAGUAAAGCCUCAGGAUUUGUUAGGGCAGAAAGAUCAUUUCUCUGUAUAAGCAGAUGUCACUUAAGUGGAAGAAAAACAAUAAAAUCUGCUUUAUUUCACAUACAAAAUCAACAUUUCAGAUUCUAAUUUAUAUAUUAUGUUAAAAUCAUAUGUGCAAUCCAAAUUAUUUCAGCCUCUUUUUCUCCCUCAAUUGUACCUCUCUAUUAAGGUAAUAAUAUGCUAAACUGGUCUGUAGCUGAAUCUUCAUUUUAUAUCUUUCUUCCUUCGUAGAUGUUGGGAUUUUUUUUUCCAAGUUGAUCCUCCAGGUAACUUGAUUUUUUUUUAAGAUAUUUAACGUUACAUCACUGACAAACAUAAACUAGUUGCAGAGGAGCAUAAAUUAAGGAGAUAAAUACUUGAAUAUGAAUGUUAUUGUAAAGACCUGAGAUGCUAAUCUAAGGUUAAAAUCCUAACCAUUACAAGGAAAAAUAAUACAAAGGGUAAGAUUAUUUGAAACAUAAAUGUAUUCAUGUUAAUUCCUUAUUAUUUUAAUAUUUGCAUUUGAUUAUGGAAAUAAUGCACAACCUACAAUGGAGAAAAUGGUGCUGAAAUGAAAUGCUUAUUAAAAAUUAUACUUUGUAUGUG
Molecule: messenger RNA, 3616 nt
Organism: Pristis pectinata (smalltooth sawfish)
Lineage: Eukaryota; Metazoa; Chordata; Chondrichthyes; Rhinopristiformes; Pristidae
Product: arf-GAP with dual PH domain-containing protein 1-like
Exons: 11
Coding region: 301-1428 (375 amino acids)
Biological process (GO): positive regulation of GTPase activity
Cellular component (GO): plasma membrane; intracellular membrane-bounded organelle
Molecular function (GO): GTPase activator activity; phosphatidylinositol bisphosphate binding
Source: RefSeq, a predicted model, not a curated record